AUGAAACUAGAAACGUUAUUCUGCAUCGUUUUUUAUUCAGUAUCAUACGCAAGAGACUUGACACAAGAAAGGGGGCAUUUAAAACCAUUUGGAUUUACAAAUUCUACUCUAAAAUGCGAUGAAGUUGAGAAGUUCCCCUCACCCGAUGUAUUUUUCAGGAAUUAUGUUUUCCCUAAGAGACCACUUGUAAUGAGAAAUGCAGCAAAAAUUUCCCCAGCUUUUAAAUUGUGGACAGACGAUUAUUUUCUUCAAGUUCAGGAACCAAGAGAUCAUGUUGUGUCAGUGGAAACCGAAAAGAAGGAAAAUCGCAAGCAGGAUGUGCAUGACAUGCCCUUUACAGAAUUUGUUGGCAGUUACAAUAAUUCAGGGAUAUACAUGGUAAACCCGGUACCAAAAUUCAUUAGUCAGGAUAUCGUUCUUCCUUGUUGUAUGCAGUGUCCAUUUAUAGUGGAAGAAAAACUAGUGGAAAACAUAAUGUGGUUCAGUAGUGGAGGAACUAAAUCUGUUGUGCACACAGAUUCUGUAGAAAAUAUCAAUUGUCUGUAUCGAGGAGACAAGCAGUUUGUGAUGGUAGAUCCAGAUAAAUAUGGAGACAAGGUAGAUCUGGACCAUCCAGAAGGUUCUUACUCAGGUGUGGAUGUGGACAGUGUUGAUUACACCAAGUACCCUGGCUUGGCUGAUGUGGAAUUCUACACCAUUAAUAUAACAGCAGGGGAUUGUCUUUUUAUUCCAUAUAAAUGGAUUCACCAGGUUCGGUCCUUUGAUAGUAACCUGGCUGUAAAUAUUUGGUGGAACCAUUUUAUCCCAAAAGAUGUUUCACUGGAAUCCUGCAACUCAGAGUGUGACCUUGACCUGACCUUAAAGACAGCUGAAUUCCGAGGCUUUGAUCAAGUCAUGGAGAGUGUUGAUGCCAUAAAAGAACAUGUUUACGCUCUUCUUUCAAGGCUAAAAAAUUGUGACUAUCAUUCAUUUCUGAAUGGUUUAAUUGGGGAUGAUAUUGAAUUUUUGGGAAACAACAAUAUUCCUUAUGAUUCCUUAAUGAGGAAGAUAUUCCAGGAGAUGGAUAAAAAUAAAGAUGGAUCCAUUAAUGAGGAAGAACUAGACAAAAUGGACGAGCAGAAUUGGCUGAGAGUGCAGCAGACAAUGGAUGAAUUAAGUCACCUGAUUAAAGAUGCAGAGAGUCUGGAUAAUGGAGAGUUCAGGUUCAAGGAUGAGUUAUAGAGGCCAAUCAAGGGAAACCAUUCAUCACCUCAUUUGAUCUGAAACCUAGUCUACCCACCAAUGAAAUCCAUUUGUUCUUAAGAAUAUACUGAGUUUAAUUUUGGCUCCAAACACAUUUUGAUAAUGUAUUCAAUAUUCAAAUUGAAAUUAUUUUUCAGUUAAUAUGGUUUAUUUUUGAAGCUAAAGUGACAUUUUUUAUGCUUCAAUUAACAUUUGUGUAUUAAAAGAUUACGCAUUUGUUAACCAGGUACUUAAUAAUUACUUCUCAGGAACUCAUUUCUUUCACAUUAUCUCAGUGUAAAUCUGAGGAUUGCUCAAUGAUACAUUUUCAUGUAGAAAUCAAGUUACAGUUGAACUUUGAUAUCUCGAACACUGAUAUCUCAAAUCCCCUGGAUAUAUUGAAGUAUUUUAGAAGUCUCAACCAUUGUUUCUUCAUCAUGUAUUUUAACCUUGAUAUCUGCUAAAUAUAAACAAUAUUUUUUAUUAAUGGACUAUAAUUACGAAGAAAAAUGAUUGGUUUAAAGCUGUGAUAAUUUUCACCUUACUUCUUUUUUCAUGCCAAUUGCAAGAUCUUUUCAUCCCAUCUUUAUUAUUUAAAUAAUAUUAGAUGUAUGAAUUGAAACAAAAUAAUACUUCACAAAAUGUAGGGAAAUCUGUAUCAUCAUUUAUGUGAUUCAUGCAUUCCAGCAAGUUGAUACCACCUUUGUUUGAUAACUUAUAAUUUAUUUUUUGUCAUUUUUUUCAAAUAACAUUAUUUUUAGUUCACCUCAGCCAAAGGCUCAAAUGAGCUUUUCUGUUUUAAUAUUUGUCCAUCCGUCAACUGUUAAUUUUUCACAUUUUUGGCUUCUUCUCAACAACCAUUUAGUUUUGGAUAAUUGAGAUUCAAGUUUUCCAGAUGAAGAGCCAAGUCCCAUAUUAUACUAUUAGUCUUUUAUUAUAUACUAGCCUUUUAUCGUCUUAUUUGAUUAUUCAACUUAAUUUAUUUUAUUGUAUUUAUAUUAAAAAAAAACAUGUUCAUGUAAUAUUCAUGAGAAUCCCACUGGAAAUUAGCAUAUCAAAUUUUUCAUGGAUUAUCCUCGGGUAUACAUGGCUCUAUAUCUUCAUCUUUUCCUUGUGAUUUAUGUUUAUCAAUGUCUUUUUUUAACAGUCAAUUUUUAAGAGCAUGUCAUUAUUUCACUUGUAUUUUACAUGUUAAUUUUAUGUGCUUAAAUAGGAAUGUUUUUAAAUCCUCUUUAAAAAUAGCAGGGUGCAAUGAGUCAUUAUAGAAGCAACUCCAUAAAGUGUAGAAUCAUUUUUGUUGAAUCAUGGCCCCUGGGGCUUUGGUUGAAGUCACAAUAUAGCAUUCCACAUUAACAGAAUGCCAACAAUUAUACAUAUACAUGUUUACAUGUAUCAAAAUAUAAAUAUCUCAGUGAACACUGUCAUAUUGAUAUGCCAGCUUCCUCAUGUUGGCAAUGGCAGGGGUCACAAUAGGGCUAAGGUUGAUGAAGUCACAACGAAGAGUUGUGCAAGAGUGCAGUCACGCUAGGGGAUAAAAAUAAUAAUAAUGGGAAUAAAUUGGAAAAGUCUCUAAAAAUCUUCUAAAAGCAUGGCCAAGGUUAUUCAGGUGAGUGAUAUGGCCCAUGGGCUUCUUGCUUGUUAUGAAAUCCACAUAUUUUUACUGCUUAAUAUGAAUUAUAAGAAUGUUAUAUUUGUUUCUGUUCAUAGGUACUCCACCUUUUGAUUUGAAAAUAUUUAUUAACCAAGUGCUUACUUUUGCUAUUUUUUUUACAUUCUGUUCAUGAACUUUUAUAUUUGUAUAAGUAUACAUUUAAGUACACUUGCAAUGUAUGU
Saccostrea echinata is the source of this 3054-nucleotide messenger RNA. Its product is annotated as tRNA wybutosine-synthesizing protein 5-like. The record is from RefSeq and is a predicted model, not a curated record. Lineage: Eukaryota; Metazoa; Mollusca; Bivalvia; Ostreida; Ostreidae. Bases 1 to 1221 code for a protein of 406 amino acids. The transcript is spliced from 10 exons. Gene Ontology annotation, molecular function: 2-oxoglutarate-dependent dioxygenase activity; calcium ion binding.